AUUACUCGUAUUUGCGUUGCGACUCAUUGCCAAAUGGUCGUUUUUGUCGCGCGACGCACCAGUUACACGUAUAUUAUUUCCGAACGCGGUUGAUUUGUUCGCUGUACGCGCGAUGUUGUGGGUGACGGUGGUUUUCGUCGUAGUUGUUUCCUCGUUCGUCCGGGGCUACGAUGGCCAGACCGUGGAUUCCGGUCGGUUGCCGGGUGACACGGAACCGUCGUCGUACGUGUUGAAAAUAGAACCGAACCUCGAAACGGAAAACGCUACGUUCGCUGGCAGAGUGGAUAUCACGAUCGCAGUGAAGACCACGACUACCGCGAUCACGUUGAACUCUAAGGACUUGGUGUUGCACGAGGUCAGGGUGACAGACGAAAUCACCGGCAGGGACAACAAAGUGCGCUCGUGGAGCUACGAGGAAGACCGGGAACAAGUGAUUAUAUCGAUGGAAGGUCACGUCUUGGCCAAUAGAGUAUACACGAUUCGUAUAAAAUUCGAAGGCAUUCUCAGGGACGACGGAAGAGGGUUUUUUAAAAGCGCUUAUGAAACCGAAUCGGAUGGAAAAAAGUGGAUAGCUGCUACUCAAUUUCAAACCACGAUGGCCAGAAGUGCUUUUCCUUGUUACGAUGAACCACAUUUUAAAACACCUUUUAAUAUAUCAAUUAAAGUUAAAGUAGAAGAAAUAGCUCUAUCAAAUAUGCCAUUUUUAGAUUCAGAAUAUAUAUACGAUGUGCUCGAAAAUGAUCCGUUUAAAUACCAAAUGAAAUGGGUUCACUUUGCGCGGACGCCAAGCAUGUCCACGUGCUCGGUCGCGUUUUUCGCCGGUGAAUUCGAACAAUUCGAUAAAAACCGCCGGAGUGCAAUCAACGUAUACUCUCAUUUGGGUCGUUUGUAUCAGAUCGAGUACGUUACGAAAGAGGCGCCCGACCUUUUGAGAGCCAUGGAAAACUACACGGGCAUGCCGUACGCUAUGCCCAAACUGAACUUAUUAGUCGUGCCAACACUAGGCUUAGGGCAAUUCGACAAUUGGGGAUUGACUGCUUACCAAGAGAAAACGCUUUUCGUCGACUCUAAAUCGAACUCUAAGUCGAUAAUGUCGGCGAAGAUGGCGGUAGGACGCGCUGUGGUGAAUCAGUGGUUUGGCAAUUUGGUGACGCCGGCUCGAUGGGACUUCGCAUGGAUGAAUAAAGGGCUUGCCGCUUAUUUGCAAUACAUUGUCACCACGAUGGUGGAACCGGAAUGGCGACUUGAUCACUUUUUCGUCGUCGACAUGCAACGGCCUGCCAUGGAAUACGACCAAAUUCAAAGACAGCCUUUGACCGCGCCAGAAAUCGUACCAGGAGACGUGGUCUAUUACCCGGCCGUCAAAUUUUCCGAACAGAAGUCUGCGGCGGUCAUGAGGAUGCUCAGCGACUGGGUGGGGGAAGACGCAUUUAAAAAAGCCAUUAAUACGUACUUGACGCAAAACCAAUAUAGUGCAGUAAAACCGGAACAACUGUGGAACGCGUUCGACAAUACGCUAUUCGAUAUGACAAAGUCCGGCUUAAAUGGCAACAACGUUCGCACUGUGAUGAAUACGUGGACGGAACAAGACGGAUAUCCCGUGGUGAACGUCAAGAAAAAAGACAAAUCACUCGUCUUAACUCAAAAACGAUUUUUAUCCGGUUUCACCGAAUCAAACGAUACAACCAAGUGGUUUAUUCGUUUGAGUUACACGACGAAUAAAGAAAAAAAUUUCGACACUAAGUCCGCACCAACCGUUUGGCUGGACCCGUCGGUAGACGAAACGACUAUUCCGAUCGACGAUGACGUCGAAUGGUACAUUUUCAAUAUACAAUCCACAGGUUUCUACAGGGUGAACUACACGGAAGACAAUUGGUUGUCGUUGAUCAAACAGCUAAACGAUUCGCCUAAAGACGUACACGUUCUCAACAGAGCCCAGCUGAUUGACGAUUCGUUCAGUUUGGCGAAAGUGGGUUUGUUAAAUUACAGGAUACCGAUGAGCAUCGCAGAGUAUCUGACAAAGGAAGAUGAUAUCAUACCGUGGUUCUCAGCCAUGAAGAGUUUCGACUAUGUUUUAAACCGUAUGGGACGUUGCAGAAAUGCGUACAUCGAUGUCAAGGCCUUAUUCUUUAACCUGGCCGACAAUGCGUUGGAAUUAAUAAACGAUCUGGUCGCCGGACAGAAAAGUCCACAGCAUCCCACCGUUAUCGGCUGGAGCGCGUUGUCGACGUGGGCGUUUAAGUUGGAAGCAAACCCGUGUUCCAGCGGUCUGAAGGCGUUGGAAAAUUUUCGGAGAUGGCGAAACGACGAAGAAAUAUCGGCUGACGUCAAAGACGCUGCGUUCUGUGUCGGAGCCUUCAGCUCAUACAGUUUGGAAAAACUCUUAAACCUAUACAAUACCACCAAAUCGUAUUCGGAAAGAGGAUCAGUGAUCAACGCGUUGUCUUGUGCCGACAUAACGACACUUAUGACGUACAUGGCGUUAAUAAUGGAGAACAAUUGUCCAAUUGCACCGAGUGAUUACGGAGAUUUCUUUAAUGCUCUGUCUUCGACGCCCAAUGGGAUAACAGCUAUGAAUUAUUUUCUUUACAAAUAUUUUACUGACCUCGUCAACAACGUAAAAGAUGGUAGAAAUAUAGCUAAGACUAUAUUCUCAAUAUUAGCUUCAAAGGUGUCCAUUAAGAGUGAAAUCGAAAAUAUGAUGCGAAUGGUGUUCUACAGCAAUACGCCCGAUGAAUAUAGAAACGAACUCGUUCCAGUGUACCAGAAUGAAAUCGAAGACUACGAAAAAUGGUACAGCAAUGGUAGUCCAGAAACGAUAUGGAUGUACAUAAACCCUUUGACGAAAGGUUUGCCGCUGGAUCCAUCGGAUAAGUAUACGACUUCGCGGAGCCCGACGAAAUAUGACGAUUCUAGCGCUUCGUCGAGAUUGUAUAACUAUGGCAUUAUUUUUCAGAUUUUAGCACUGUCUGUUUCAGUUAAAUUACUUGUUAACAUAAUCUAAAUAAAUCUUAAUCAAAUGUGUGCACUAUAUUAAGAUCUUAUCUAACGAGAAAUAUGUAUAAAUAUUAAAUAUGUAUUUUCACAAAUUAUUUUUUCAUCGAAGCGAGAAUUGUAUAAUAAUAUUAGUUUUGCGACAAA
Molecule: messenger RNA, 3141 nt
Organism: Rhopalosiphum padi (bird cherry-oat aphid)
Lineage: Eukaryota; Metazoa; Arthropoda; Insecta; Hemiptera; Aphididae
Product: aminopeptidase N-like
Exons: 12
Coding region: 113-3004 (963 amino acids)
Biological process (GO): peptide catabolic process; proteolysis
Cellular component (GO): cytoplasm
Molecular function (GO): metalloaminopeptidase activity; peptide binding; zinc ion binding
Source: RefSeq, a predicted model, not a curated record